Molecule: messenger RNA, 5534 nt
Organism: Pocillopora damicornis (cauliflower coral)
Lineage: Eukaryota; Metazoa; Cnidaria; Anthozoa; Scleractinia; Pocilloporidae
Biological process (GO): mRNA 3'-end processing by stem-loop binding and cleavage
Cellular component (GO): U7 snRNP
Molecular function (GO): U7 snRNA binding
Source: RefSeq, a predicted model, not a curated record
AUGGCGGCCAAAACUACCCGAAAGGAGGUGAAUGAUGAAUUGGAUUUUUUAUCCUCAAAGUUCGAUCCAUUUAAAGCUCUGUACACCAAAGACCUUCAACCACCCGUCCCUAACAUAAAAGUAUUCAAUAAUUUGGUCGAAUAUGCGAUUGCAAUCAAGGAAGGAAAGACGAAGACAACCACAGUCUCUAGGGAGAAUAGAGCGAAAAGUGUGAAAUCUUUAGCAUCACAGACUGCCUCUAGAACGAAAAAUCUUAAACCGGAGUACAAACCAGCUGAGAAGGAAGGUCUGCAAGAAAGACUUAAGGCAAUUGCUGAAUCAAAAGCAUUUAUCGCUAAGAACAGAAAAACUGAGAUAAAGAUUGGUGGACGAGUGGAAGACGCAAAACUGCACGAAUUUAUGCUGGCCGAGGAAACAUAUAAAGCACAACAACGAAAGAAGAAGCGAGUGGAUGUGAUACAAAAAAUGGAAGAUCUUAGUCAAGGACCUUUCAGAAUACUUCACACUUGUCUUACUGAGAGGCGCAAAAUAAAAGUUUGGACAAGGAGAUACAAAGGACUGCGCAGUGUCUUGGCUGGAUACCUUAUUGCUUUUGACAAACACAUGAAUCUUGCUCUAUUCGAUGUGGAUGAGGUGUACACCCUAGAGGAUAGUGUCGAACGGCAAAUGUCUCCCGAAACAACAAAAAAGAAGAAAAAGAAGAAAAGGAUAGCUUCGCUACUUGAAAAUGAAGAAGCAAAAGAAAUGAGGAAAAGUGAAUCCGCUGACAACAAUUCCUCUUUAAUGCCGUCACGUGAGCUGGAAGAAGUAGUUACCAUGAACACUAUUGGCGAUGCUGCCAAUGAAGUGUUUGUUAGUGAUAAUCAGGUCGGCACGAAGACUGUCCUGCCUUGUACACAUAUUAAGCCUCGGUUACCUUCCUCCGAUUCUAAUGAAUCCAUCUUUGGAGACUAUAGCAAUACAGGUCAUUCUAGUUACGGUAAUUCUAAAGACGGUUAUGAAGAUUCCUCGUCACCUUCAGCAAAAGCCCUGAGUAUAGCUUUACAAGCUCCUUUUUUUCAUCGUGUUGAUCAUGCUCACCAAUCUCCUCUCAGAACUGAAGAUGAACAUUCUGUUUGUAGAGAAUCUGAAGAUACAAAAGAUUCUAAAGGAAUCGAUGAUCCAGUAUCAAAGAGGACUUCUGAUUUUCGAAUGGUAAAAUUCCCGACAAGAAAUUUGUCUCGUGUUAGUGUCUGUGACAAUGGUAACAGAAAGAACGUUCAGAUUGGUAGCGCGGAAGAACUCACACAGACUCGCCAUCCUGAAUUCAUAAUAGAAGUAAGUCGGGGGACAGUAAAGGAGGACUGCCUUUUGUAUUGUACCGACGGAGAGGAACGAAUUGAUAGGACUGAAAGCACUAACGGAUCUAAUAUUUCGCAAGGGAAAACCAACCCUUACGAUGUUCAUGCUAGAGACUUAAAUAAUUUGGAGGAAAAGAACCAAAACACAUCAGCUGAAGCAUUAAAUUUGGAGCUUUGCGGAAUUCUCGAAGCAGCUUACUGUAGUGAAACAUCAGUUCCUUUUACUGCACGUGACAUUCGCCUGGUAGAUAAUGAAACCAUUUCACUUAAUCAGGAAAAUAAUGUAAAACAUGACAAGGAAGAAAGUGAACGAGUUGUGGCUGAAACAAAUUCUCCUUUGACACUCUUGGAGUGCUUUGAAUCACAGGAAAGUGCAAAGAGAGAAGAGAAACGACCGGAGUCUAUCGAGUGUGUGCCACUCUCCUCAAAGAGAGUUGAUGAUUUUGUUGGUCCAGUUAGCACUGAGGGAACUGUAGAUGUUUUACCUUGUGUGAUUGAACAUGAACUAGGUUUGUCAUCGGUAGACGAAAUCUCUGGGGCAGUUGAAACAACUGCAGAAAAAGGGAACACUGAAGAUGCAGUGCUCGUCCAAGAGAAAUAUGUUUUCACAGACGAGAAUUUCCAAAGAAGAAAUAUCACGCAUGCUUUUCAGAGUUUAAUUCACUUAGAAAGCGAAAUUACAGACUUGGAAAACGUAAGUCGUGAUGCUCAGACAGAUCUUACCGGGCAGACUUCAACCCGAACAGAAACUGGUGGAAGCUUAGAACUGGAUUCUCUGGAUUCUCUAGAUAAGGCCAAAGUUAAAAAAAUCGAAAAAGGAAAUCCUGCGGUUAUCUUCACUGAAAACGAACGGUCCGCGGUGGAUGUCGCAUCAGAAAGGUCUGAAAGAACAGAAAAUAACAGUACAUUAAGGUCAGCUUGUGUUUUUUCAGCAAAUGAAGAAAUACUAGAGACGACUUCACAGGCUAUUUGUGGAAGAGAUUGUCAAGUUAACGACACAUCAUUCACAAGUCAAUCCGUUAUUGUCACCACAACUACCGAAACAACUAAGGGUAUAAAAGAAAUCUCAUCUUCUUCUUCCUCUCCUAUCUGCUCUGUGCGAGACUUCCAGCUUAAAGGAAGUAUCUACAGGACUUAUUUAAACAGUGCAAGCGAAACUGACAGUAUCUUCCAGAAUGCGAUGGAAAAAGUCACCCAGCUAGAACCCUUUUACAAAGCUGAAGAAGAUGAAUUCCCAGAAUCGCCAGAGAAUCUUUGCAAUUGUAGAUCCUCUACCAAGAAUAGUAAAGGGGACUUAAUUUCUCCCGCUACUUGUGAUGUGGCUAGUACUGAAGAGGACAAGAUAGACAGGGAAGCAGGGACUGUCUUUAACGCCACUUCAGAGUAUCGGAAGAUUGGCCAUCUGACGUACAGGUGCAAAGUUCCGUCUUUGCAAUGUGGGGCAAAGCCUGUUGCCGAUGAACAAAGGAAAGAAGAAAAAGGAGUUUCUAUCCCAAAAGAGACGAAUAAAUCUAAGGAGGUUCAGGGUGAUGAUAAGGAAGAAGGUGAAAUUACUUCCGAGGAAGAAGGCGCUUCAGAGAAUCAAAGGCAGAGUGAAAAAGGUAGAGAAGAAGGUGAACUUUCUUCUUCUGAUUCCGAUCUAGAGGCGGCUCUUGAUGCCUCUUCACAGGGAACCCAAAAAACAGCUCGUUGCAAAAGUAAAGUGAGUGAAGGCGAAUGUGAAUUGAGAAGAAUAAAAAAAGACUUGUGCUCAACAAGGCGCCAGUCGUCAACUGAAUUGCGCCAGAAAUCAUCUAAAGAAAAGUCCAGAAAACCUGGAAAUUCAGGAUGUGAUGGAGGAGCCUCUUUGUCUUCCACUAAAAACUCAGAUUUGAGGACAAAGUUAGGUCAAAUAAGAAAAAAGCGAUCAAUUUUAGUCUGUGGCUCUCCCGAUAGUGGCACUCAUGAUCGUCUCCGUGGAACACAAUCAGCUGAAAAUCAGGGAAAUCUGGAAAAAGUUAAACAAGAUGGCUUUAAAGCUGUGAAUCAAACGAGCAAAAAGGAAGUUACAUUGAGCGGAUCUUCUCAGACAAAGAGGAGACAAACAGGAAAGCAUUUAAGAGGAAGUGGGUCUUCCGCUGAUUGUAACCCAGUGAGUAAUGGACAAAGGAACCAUGUAAGAGGAAAGGAGGAAAUAAAUAAAGAAAGAAAAAGCAUUUCUCUACAGGACGAUGAUGAUAGAACAAAGAACAAAGUUAGACACACAAACUCAAGACGCAAAACUGAGGGUCGUUCUCACAACUCCCAGCUUAAGUCGAAUAAAACUGCUCCAAAUUCUUCACCCGAGUCAAAAUUUAAGGAAAACGGAGGGAAUUCACGCAGUUUUGAAAGUCAUAAACCAAAAGUUAAGGCAAAGGAAUCGACAGUCACUCGUGGCUCGCCGAUAUUGAAGAACAGUUACAUCAAAGAAGAUAAGAAACUAGCGAAAGAUUCUGAAACUCUCGAGCAGAAAAUGAAAACUAAAGCAUGUUCCCAAGUAUCAGUCUCUAAACGUUUACCUAAACAUGUUAGGAUGCAAGAUCCGAAGAGUAGGGACUCAAAUGGGAAGCGUGCUCAUCGAAACAACGACGUAGUUAAUCACUUAUCGGAUUCAUCCGACGGGAGAAGCUUAGGGCGUCCUUUGGAGAGUGAGACAAAAGCCGUUGUCUCGACUCAUGCUAAGUGCAAUAGUGGGAGUGAUAAACACGGUCGUAAGAUGGCAAGCUCACGUGUCUUAAGUUCACAACCCAAAGAGCAAAGUAAGUCUGCGAGUAAUCUUAAAGUGAGAGACGAAUCAAAACGAAUGAUAGCUAAUGCGGUAAAACAGCGGAACGACAAUAGAAAGGGGGAAUUGAAACAGGUUAAGACCACAGUUAAGGUUUCUCCACGAAAGGCGUCCAGAAAGAUUGCUAAAAACGUUAUUGCAAAUUUUGCCUCUAAAACUAAAGUUCAACUUGAACGUGGUGAGACGGGAAGUACCAGGAAGCGGAGAACUAGUAAUGACACGGAACUGCACCAUGCCAAGAAACUGCGUCGGGAAUCGGAAGAGAAAGGUCGGUCAAAACUUCCAAUGGAGGCUUCAAAAUUUGAGAUUCCCCUGUCUAACUUGAAACGUGGCGAGAAUGACAUAAAGAGCGGAUAUACAGAUAAUUCCCAGAAAAGCAUCGAUGGACUACACAGCCCUCAGCUAAAAACGGUUAUAAUUGGUCGUAACAAGUGUUUGGUGUUUAAACAUCGUCAUAUUAACCAGCUGUUUCUCAGAGGAGAUAAUGUUGUCAUGGUAGCUUACGCAAAGUGAUGUAGAUGAUUGACUCUUACGUUGACUCUUACGUUGAAGUGUAGAAAAAUUAUUAAUUAAGCGGACAUUAAUGAAAUAUGAAACUGGAUUCAGCCCAAGUAAUAUUUAAGGUAAAGAUAUAACACACGCAUGCGUCUUUUUCACUGUUAGGAGAGGGGAAUGGUUCAAAAUCGCAACAAGUUUCUUGCUCGUGUGUUUUUGUUAUCUUUUUUUGCAGACCCUGACUUUACACAAUGUUUACUACCAUUUAAGUUAUUUUAACUGACUGACCAUUAGAAACCUCUCAAUGAUUUUUGUAAGUCGCAAAAUGUGAACACUAAAACAUGAGAAUGUUUACGUUAAGGGAGUGCCCAACAAAAACUGCAGCACUAUAGAUUUCAUCUUUGGUUUUUGCUGGCUUUCUUAGCCUGUAACUUCACAAAUUGAUGGUUUUGUGCGUCUUUAAAUAUAGUUAUUCAUUAUCGAAAGUAUGCACCGAAAAUACUUACGCUUUUUGAUCGCGCGCAGUAACUGAAUGAACACACUUUGUAGUUCAAGCAGUGAAACGAAGCGCUUACUUCGGACCAAAUUAGGAUUAUUUGUAAAAUGAACGGCUUCUUGAGUACGAGAUUAAUUUUCGAAAGAAUACCAAUCCGAAGUGUUACACCAAAAACGUUAUACCAACCCUUAAAAAAUUGAAGAAUUUGUCCGAACAGUGAGUAGAUGAGGUUGUUACGUAAAACACUAAAGAGGUCUGCACCUGCUAUUUAUUAGUUCUCUAUUUAUUUGCAGACUCAGAAGGGAAAGACAAUCGUAUGAAGUUUAUCUCAGCUCCGGUAACAAAUAAAAAAUGUGCGUCUAUAUGGAAAAGGCCAAAUAAAUUAAAGAAGAUGACGUGA